Molecule: messenger RNA, 1086 nt
Organism: Danio rerio (zebrafish)
Lineage: Eukaryota; Metazoa; Chordata; Actinopteri; Cypriniformes; Danionidae
Gene: gna15.4
Product: guanine nucleotide binding protein (G protein), alpha 15 (Gq class), tandem duplicate 4
Biological process (GO): G protein-coupled receptor signaling pathway; signal transduction
Cellular component (GO): cell periphery; heterotrimeric G-protein complex
Molecular function (GO): metal ion binding; G-protein beta/gamma-subunit complex binding; guanyl nucleotide binding
Source: RefSeq, marked provisional
AUGGGGGAUUACUACCACAGUGGAUGUUGCAUCUGCUGCUUGUCUAAAAAUAAGAGGAAUGCCAUCGCCAAAAAUAAGGAAAUCGACCUCGACUUUAUUGAGCAGAGGAAAAGAGAAAGAAGAGAAAUCAAAUUGCUUGUAUUAGGCUCAGCAGAAAGUGGAAAGUCAACUCUUCUGAAGCAGAUAAAAAUGAGUCAUGGAAAUGGUUAUUCAGAAGAUGAGAGGCGUGGCUUCAGUAAACUGGUGCACCAGAAUAUCUUCCUGUCUAUGAAAACAAUGACAGAUGCCAUGAGUGAGCUCAGGAUUCCUUAUACCAAUCCACAGAACCAGGUGAUUGAGACACUUAUGCUUGUUUCACCCUUGAUUUCCACUGGGCACAUGUGUGGCAUUUUUGUAGAGCCCAUUCGUCAUCUAUGGGCAGAUGAAGGCUUUAAGAACUGCUUCAAACUCUGCAAAAAGAAUCACAGACACUUGACUAGUCUAGAAUACUUUGUUGAUCGACUGGACCAGAUCACAGCCAAUAACUACAUCCCCACAAUACAAGAUAUUCUCCGUGUCCAAUCGUCCACCAAUGCCAUUGCAGAGCUGUCCAUUCCUAUGCAAAUUUUCACGUUUAGGUUUAUCAAUGUCGGUGGUCAGAGAGGACAAAGGAGGAAAUGGAUCCAUCACUUUGAAAAUGUGACAACUGUCAUAUUUGUAGCUUCUCUCAGCGAGUACGAUGAGUUUCUGGAGGAGAAUAACAAGAACCGCAUGGAGGAGAGUUUGUCUCUGUUCAAUUCUGUCACCAGCUCACCAUGGCUUGCUCAAUCCUCCAUCCUCCUCCUACUGAACAAAAAAGACUUCCUAGCCAAGAAGAUUCAGUUCUCACAUCUAAAAACGUUCUUUCCUGAAUUUACGGGUAAAAUUCAAGACGCUGACGAUGCUAUGAAGUUCAUACUAAAAUCAUAUGAACGCAACGUGACACCAGACCAAUUGAUUUACUCUCAGUUCAUUUGUGCAACGGAUUUUAUAGACACCAAAAUAUUCUUCGAUGCUGUAAAGGACACUAUUCUCAGACAGACAAUGGCCAAUUAUGAAGUAAUAUAA